Messenger RNA from Boeremia exigua, 1706 nucleotides. RefSeq names its product DNA polymerase III, clamp loader complex, gamma/delta/delta subunit. Gene Ontology annotation, biological process: DNA repair; regulation of DNA repair; DNA-templated DNA replication. The record is from RefSeq and is a predicted model, not a curated record. NCBI's taxonomy places the organism in Eukaryota, Fungi, Ascomycota, Dothideomycetes, Pleosporales, Didymellaceae. Gene Ontology annotation, molecular function: DNA binding; ATP hydrolysis activity; single-stranded DNA helicase activity. The coding region runs from base 22 to 1641 and encodes 539 amino acids. The transcript has a single exon. Gene Ontology annotation, cellular component: nucleus.
CCUCAACAUUCGCCAUUGACCAUGUUGGACUGCCCCAUCUGCCAGAAAUCCGUCCUCGACAGCAAAAUCAACGAGCACCUCGACAGCAACUGCAAGGACCACCUCGCCGAGAAUGAACACGUGAAAGCACAGCCGCACAGCUUCUUCACGGCCACCCAGCGCCAGCGACCGCCAUCGCCGUCACCGCCGCCAGCUGCUGCACCGCGCGUCGACCGAGCGAAGACACCACCCAAGAGGUCACAUGACGACGCGAACGAGGAUGGAAAGAAUGGCGAGUCACUGGCCGCGGUGAAGCGACAGCGCCGCCUGAAAGCUGUCGAAGAUGCCAUGCCGCUGGCUGAGCGCAUGCGCCCGACCUCCCUUGAUGAUGUGUGCGGGCAGGAUCUGGUCGGGCCCGGGGGUAUCCUGCGGGGCAUGGUCGAAGAGGGACGGCUGCCAUCGAUGGUGCUCUGGGGACGGCCGGGCACGGGAAAGACAACCAUCGCCCGUCUCAUCGCCAACACAGCCAACGCACGCUUCGUCGAAAUCAACAGCACAAGCACGAAGCUGGAAGAAGUCCGCAAGAUCUUCAACGAGGCUGCCAGAGACUUGCAGUUGACUGGCCGCAAGACCAUUGUCUUCUGCGACGAGCUGCACCGCUUUUCGAAGACCCAGCAAGACGCCUUCCUCGGUCCUGUCGAGUCUGGGACCAUCACCUUGAUAGCGGCGACCACCGAGAACCCGUCCUUCAAGGUCAUCUCCGCGCUCCUCAGCAGAUGCAGAACAUUCACCCUCGACGACCUGCGCGAGGAAGACCUCCUGCGCAUCCUGCAGCGCGCAGUGGCCACGACGUCCACCACCUCGCCCCUCCUCGACGACGCCAUGCUGACCUACUUCGCCCGCUUCUCCGACGGUGACGCCCGCACCGCGCUCAAUCUGCUCGAUCUAGCCAUCAACCUGUCCAAGAACCCCGGCAUGACCAAGGAGAAGAUCCAGCAAUCCCUCACCAAAACCUUAGUCUAUGACAGAGCAGGCGACCAGCACUACGACACCAUCUCGGCCCUGCACAAAUCCAUCCGCGGCUCCGACGCCGACGCCGCCCUCUACUAUCUCGCGCGCAUGCUGCAGUCGGGCGAGGACCCGCGCUACAUCGCACGCCGCCUGCUGGUCGUCGCCAGCGAAGACGUCGGGAUAGCCGACAACACCAUGCUGGGCCUCGCGACCGCCACCUACGACGCGUGCGAGAAGAUCGGCAUGCCCGAGUGCCGCAUCAACCUCGCGCACUGCGUUGUCGCGCUGAGCUUCGCGAAGAAGAGCACGCGCGUCUACCGCGGCUUGCACGCGGCCCUGGAUAGUCUGGCCGAGCCGGGCGUCGCUGCGCUGCCCAUCCCGAAGCACAUCCGUAAUGCGCCCACGCGCCUCAUGAAGGACAUGGGCUACGGCGACGGGUACAAGUACAACCCGGACUAUCUGCACGGGAGGGUCAAGCAGGAGUAUCUGCCCGAGGCGCUGCGCGGGCGGACGUUCCUGGACACGAGCGAUUUCGGGAGCAAGCGCGAUCCGGAUCUCGAGGCGGAAGUGACGGCGGACGAGGACGAGGACGACGGGGAGUUGAGGCCCGAGGUGGAUGAUAGGAUACCUACUAGUCCUGUGCUGGAAUGAACGGGUCUUCACAGUACACAGCGUCUGUGUCAAUUUUGAUCUGUGAAUCUUGAUCUGUGAAACCA